GUUUGUACCUACCUAAGGUAGAGCGUUCCUGUGCCGGCGUCGCCGCCUUCCCUUUGAACUUCAAUUUGUACAUGCUUCUCUUCUUUCCCUAAUAACUUAUUUAAAGCCUCUCCCCGCAUUUAUAGAUUUUCAACCGGUCAGCCGCCUGUCUUAGUGAUUCUCCCUCCCUUUUCCCUUACUUUCUCACGACGUAGUUUCUUUUAUUAUUCAUAUCUACCUAACCUACCUCCUCUCGUUCGGACUUCAGCGUGCGUGUGCGCCGAGAUAAAGCUUUUCCUCAAGGGGGUCACGAAGUUAAGGGAAAUAGUAUUAGUAUUUCAAAGCUCUUUUCAAGAUGCCCGUUGCCGAAGGUGCUCCGCAGACCUUGUACGACAAGAUUCUAGCUGCUCAUGUCGUGGAUGAGAGGCUCGACGGCACAGUCCUUAUCUAUAUCGACAGACACCUUGUCCACGAGGUCACUUCACCUCAAGCCUUUGAAGGCUUAAAGAAUGCAGGACGCCACGUACGACGACCAGACUGCACUCUUGCCACCACAGAUCACAAUGUUCCCACAAAGUCCCGAAAAGGCAUCAAGGACAUUGCCACCUUCAUCGAACAAGACGACUCCCGCAUACAGUGCAUAACUCUGGAGGAGAACGUUAAAGAGUUCGGUAUCACCUACUUCGGUCUAGGCGACAAACGUCAGGGCAUUGUCCAUGUCAUCGGCCCCGAGCAAGGUUUCACCCUUCCCGGUACCACUUUGGUCUGUGGUGACAGCCACACCUCUACACAUGGUGCUUUUGGCUGCUUCGCCAUUGGUAUUGGUACCAGUGAAGUCGAGCACGUCCUAGCCACCCAAUGCCUUAUCACCAAGAGAAGCAAGAAUAUGAGGAUACAAGUCGAAGGUGAGCUGGCACCUGGCGUUAGCUCCAAAGAUGUCGUUCUCCACGCUAUUGGCUUAGUUGGAACCGCUGGCGGCACUGGCUGUGUCAUUGAGUUCUGCGGCUCGGUCAUCCGUAGCUUAAGCAUGGAGGCUCGUAUGUCUAUCUGCAACAUGUCAAUCGAGGCCGGUGCCCGAGCUGGUAUGGUGGCCCCAGAUGAUAUCACCUUCGAGUAUCUUAAGGGCAAGCCUCUGGCUCCUCCUUACGGCACGCCCGAAUGGGAUCGUGCUAUCAAGUACUGGAAGACUCUCCAGUCGGACCCCGGCGCUAAGUACGACGUUGAUGUCCAAAUCGAUGCCAAGGAUAUUAUCCCAACUGUGACCUGGGGUACAAGUCCCGAGGACGUCAUCCCCAUCACCGGUGUUGUACCCGACCCGGAAACAUUCAAGACCGACGCGAAGAAGGCAGCUGGCCGAAGGAUGCUCGAAUAUAUGGGCCUCACUCCCGGCACUCCUAUGGAAGAGAUUGUUGUUGACAAGGUCUUCAUUGGUUCCUGCACAAACUCGCGAAUCGAGGAUCUCCGAGCUGCUGCUCAAGUCGUCAAGGGCAAGAAGAAGGCCGAUAACGUCAAACGCGCCAUGAUUGUACCCGGUUCCGGAGUCAUCAAAGACCAAGCUGAAGCUGAGGGCCUUGAUAAAAUCUUCCUCGAUGCCGGGUUUGAAUGGAGAGAAGCGGGAUGCAGCAUGUGCCUUGGCAUGAACCCUGAUAUUCUAUCACCUAAGGAGCGAUGUGCGAGCACGAGCAACCGAAACUUCGAGGGUAGACAAGGUGCUCAGGGUAGGACACAUCUGAUGUCCCCAGUCAUGGCGGCGGCGGCUGCCAUCGUUGGCAAGCUUGCCGACGUCCGAAAGCUGACUGAGUAUACGGCCAGCCCCCAUAUUGAAGCUUACAAAUUAAACACUACAACAUCGUCGGGCAAGGCGCACGUCGAUGAGAGCAUCGAGGAUGACGACACCGCCAAGGAAAGACUUGCUGAUCAGCCUGAGGACGUUUCGCCGCAUGUUAACACCGCUGCUACGGAGGCUGCCGGCUCCCAGGGUCUACCCAAAUUCACCGUCCACAGGGGAAUUGCUGCUCCCCUAGACCGAUCUAAUGUCGAUACCGACGCCAUCAUCCCCAAGCAGUUCCUCAAGACUAUCAAGCGAACUGGUCUCGGUACUGCUCUAUUCCACGAUUCAAGAUUCAACGAGGAUGGCACGCCUAACCCCGAUUUCGUUCUUAACCAAGAACCAUGGACGAAUGCCAAGGUCUUGGUCUGCACAGGGCCUAACUUCGGAUGUGGUAGUUCAAGAGAACACGCUCCUUGGGCCUUGAACGAUUUCGGCAUCCGAUGUAUUAUUGCUCCGUCAUUCGCCGACAUCUUCUUCAACAACACCUUCAAAAACGGCAUGCUACCCAUCGCCAUCAAGAACCAGGCCGACCUCGACAAGAUUGCCGCGGAAGCCCGUGCUGGUAAGGAGAUCGAAGUUGAUCUUCCCAACCAAGUCAUCCGCGACGCUGCCGGCAACGAGCUCUGCGGAUUCGAAGUCGAGGAAUUCCGCAAGCACUGCUUGGUCAACGGUCUCGAUGAUAUCGGCCUAACCCUCCAACUUGAGGACAAGAUUGUCGACUACGAGAAGAAGGCCUCUGCUAGGACCCCCUGGGUCGAUGGCACGGGAUACCUGAAGAGGAAAGGACGCGGCGGCCGAUUGGCGGUUAAGCCGGUUCCGGUACCUGCGACAAAUCGCGGACAGGAACUGAAGGACCCUAUCGACUGGUAAAGGAAACGGAUAGGGCUUUUUUGAUGCGUUGAUUUACAUCCACGGGUUCGGCGUUUCGCUGGGAAAAUGAAUGGUCUUUUAAAAAGGGACGAUUUUAAAUGCAGCACUUGCUUGCGCCGUUGAUUUAAUUUACUGCGGCUUACGUUGGGCGAGAAAUGAAACAUUAUGGAAUGGAAUGGCGGUAGCGAUGGUUACCGGUUACCUUGAGACAUUUCAGGUCAGGAUCAGUUAUGCCCUUUGCAUGAACGAAUUCAGUUUCGACGCCUAGGGUUAAUAUGAUGAUGCGGUGGAUUAUAUAGUCCUAAAUAAAUGGAUUGUCUUUGACAAAAAGUAUGUCUGGUUUGCCUUGCUUCAUUAAAAACCUCGAGUGAUUAAGA
Daldinia vernicosa is the source of this 3057-nucleotide messenger RNA. RefSeq names its product aconitase family-domain-containing protein. Gene Ontology annotation, biological process: L-leucine biosynthetic process. Bases 335 to 2680 code for a protein of 781 amino acids. The record is from RefSeq and is a predicted model, not a curated record. Gene Ontology annotation, molecular function: 4 iron, 4 sulfur cluster binding; 3-isopropylmalate dehydratase activity. NCBI's taxonomy places the organism in Eukaryota, Fungi, Ascomycota, Sordariomycetes, Xylariales, Hypoxylaceae. The transcript has 4 exons. Gene Ontology annotation, cellular component: 3-isopropylmalate dehydratase complex.